UCUUAAGGAGUUUAUGGCUCGGUUCAACCGAGAGAAGGCUACGGUCGAAGAUCCGACCGAGGAUAUGAUUUUUGCUGCCAUUUAUCAGGGAAUUUCACCCGAGGAGCCUUUGAUGAAGAAGUUGAUCCGGAAGCAACCGAGUACCUUGCAGGGCCUCAUGGAUAAGGUAGAAGAAUUCAUCAAUCAGGAAGAGACGCUGAAGUCUAUGGCCAGUUCUAGACUACCCCGAGAGACAGCCCCAGAAAAGAAAAGGAAAGAACUCAAGAAAGCUGAUUGGGAAGAGCAGAGGCAGGUAAAGAAGUUCAAAGAUUACAACUUUACACCUCUCAAUGCCGAGAUAUCAGAAGUCCUCAUGGAGAUCAAGAGAGAUCCGGCGUUUCGGGAACCACAAAAGAUACCAGAAGAAUUCAUAAAGAAUGGCAAGCUAGUUCGGUUCUUGGGAGAGCGACGGAACCAUCCAGGAAAUAACAGGCCUCGGAAUCAUCAGGACUAUCAGCCCCGAGAUCAACAGCCACGGGAUUAUUAUCCCCGAGACCGUCCUCAGCUAGACGAAAGGCCUCAAGAGAAUGCUCCCCGAGAUGACAUAGAAAGAAGAGAGGACCGAAGAAGCAGAAGCCCACAGCAUAGAGAGCCGAGGCAACAGCAGUAUCUGCCCGUGAUCCCAUAAAAAGGACUCUCGGGAAUUUCAGGCUUGCUUUUAUUUUUUAGUAUUUAUAUUUGCAAAGAACUAGAAUUUUAUUUUUAAUUCAGACUAGACAGAAAAUUCCCCAGAUUUUGGGAAUAAGUAUUUUCAGAAUAAAUGAAUAAAGCUGACUUAAGCAUCGGAGUGUUCCCGGUCUAGGGACCAGGAACCCGU
Messenger RNA from Alnus glutinosa, 856 nucleotides. RefSeq lists its product as uncharacterized. The transcript is spliced from 2 exons. Bases 14 to 667 code for a protein of 217 amino acids. The record is from RefSeq and is a predicted model, not a curated record. NCBI's taxonomy places the organism in Eukaryota, Viridiplantae, Streptophyta, Magnoliopsida, Fagales, Betulaceae.